CCGUAAAAAUCGUCGUGCGUUUCAAAAGUGCAUUUCGCGUGUGAUUUUUCGCUGAUAUUUGUGUGAAUCACAGAGAGUUUCGUGCAAAAAGUUGUCACACUCGCUAAAAGUCGACCAUGGGAAACGUGCAGGCGGCCUCUAAGCCAAUAACAUCGGCAGCAAAUCAAUUUUUGGGCGCAGUUCCCGAGCCGAAUGCCACUGCGGAGCAAGAUGGAAAGGCGAAAAGUGCUGCAAAGCCUCUCGAAAAUCCCGGCACGAUGGAAGAACUGCACAAAAAGUGCAAAGAUGUGAUGCCAGCGAACUUUGAGGGCGCCAAGUUGAUGGUCAACAAGGGUCUCAGCAACCAUUUCCAGGUCUCACACACGAUAAAUUUGAGUUCGACGCAAGAAUCCGGCUACAAAUUCGGCACAACGUACGUCGGAACGAAACAAAUUUCGCCAACGGAGACAUUUCCCGUGAUUUUGGGCGAUAUAAGUCCCUCGGGAGACCUCAACGCGAACAUAAUUCAUCAGAUAACGCCACAAAUCCGCUGCAAAUUUGCGUCACAAAUACAAAAUAGCAAAGUUGUUGCGGGACAACUGACGACAGACUACAAAGGAGCCGAUUACACGGCCUCGGUUACGGUUGGCAAUCCAAAUAUCAUCAAUAAUUCCGGUGUCAUUGUAGCGCAUUACUUGCAAUCUGUCGCUCCCGGCUUGUCAUUGGGCGGCGAACUUGCCUAUCAAUACGGACCCGCAGUGCCUGGCGGCGAAAUUGCCAUCGUUUCAGCGGCAGCACGUUACGCGAGCGGCUUGUCAGUGUGGAGCGGAACCGUUGGAUUGGCAGGACUUCAUGUUUGUUACUAUCAACGUGCCAGCGAGCAAUUGCAACUGGGCAUCGAGCUCGAAACGAGUUUCAAGAUGCAAGAAGCUGUCGCGACAAUUGGCUACCAAAUCGAUUUGCCGAAAGCGAGUCUCGUGUUCCGAGGGAUGCUCGAUUCCAAUUGGAAUGUCGGCGGUGUCUUGGAAAAACGAUUAGAACCCCUUCCAUUCUCCUUUGCCCUCAGCGGACUCUUGAAUCAUAGCAAAAAUCAAUUUAGACUAGGUUGCGGACUUAUUAUCGGUUAAGAAUUCACCUCCACACGAAACACACACAUCCGA
This is a messenger RNA of Culicoides brevitarsis, 1139 nucleotides long. RefSeq names its product mitochondrial import receptor subunit TOM40 homolog 1-like. Gene Ontology annotation, cellular component: mitochondrial outer membrane; mitochondrial outer membrane translocase complex. NCBI's taxonomy places the organism in Eukaryota, Metazoa, Arthropoda, Insecta, Diptera, Ceratopogonidae. Gene Ontology annotation, biological process: protein import into mitochondrial matrix. The transcript has 2 exons. The record is from RefSeq and is a predicted model, not a curated record. Gene Ontology annotation, molecular function: transmembrane protein transporter activity. Bases 117 to 1106 code for a protein of 329 amino acids.